Messenger RNA from Miscanthus lutarioriparius, 690 nucleotides. The record is from the annotation of a GenBank genome assembly. Lineage: Eukaryota; Viridiplantae; Streptophyta; Magnoliopsida; Poales; Poaceae.
AUGGCACCUGCGAAAUCCGGGGAGAAGGCGACCAGCUUCGCCAUGGCCUGCAGCCUGCUCAGCCGCUACGUCAGGCAGAACAGUACCGCCGCAGGCGAUCUAGGCCUCGCCAUCAGAGCUGAAGCCGAUGCAAAGAGGACGACGGCAGAAGACACGCAAAGCGGGGAGACGACGAAGGAGACCAUGGAUCUCUUCCCCCAGAACGCUGGGUUCGACUCGGAGGCCGCCAUGAAGGAAGCCCCUGAUGCGAGGGAGCUAAAGAAGCGCCAGCUGACUAUCUUCUAUGGCGGGAAGGUCCUUGUGUUCGAUGACUUCCCUGCUGAGAAGGCAAAAGACCUGAUGCAAAUGGCCAGCAAGGGUUCAUCUGUAGCUCAGAACCCUGGCUUGCUGCCUUCCCCCACAGUUGCAACCGUUACUGACAGCACCAAGAUCGCAGCAGUGCCAGCCGCACCAAUUGCUGUGGUCAACGCCCAGAAGAGUGCGGCAGAUAUACCCCAGGCUCCCAAGGCAUCUCUUCGCCGGUUCCUCGAGAAGAGAAAGGAUCGCCUUACCGCGAAAGCACCAUACCAAGGUUCCCCUUCAGAUGCUACACCUGUGAAGAAGGAGAUGGCGGAGGGUCAGCCAUGGCUCGGGCUGGGACCUCAGAUUGCCAAUCCUGAUCUGAGCUUGUGCAAGGAGGGGAGCCAAUGA